GGUUCCCCGGCCUGCGCCCCCCGCGCCCCCCCCCCCCCCGCGCCCGCCCGCGUGUACAUAGACUCCGGCAGCCGAGGUUUUCAUGAGAUUCUAUGGGCUUCACCCUCCCCGGAACCGCCUCGUUUUUUUAAUUUUCAAUGCUAGCUGUGAUCCCUGUACAUGUCUGUUUAUUCACUUGGUUAUGAUUUGUAUUUUUGUUCCUUUUUUGAUUUUUAAUUUAUAACAGUCCCACUCACCUCUAUUUAUUCAUUUUUUGGGAAAACCUGACCUCCCGCACUCCCAAGCCAUCCCGCCCGCCCCUCCGGGGGACUCGUGCGCCCCAGCGUGUGUCCGGGCUCGGCCCCCUCCGCCAGUCUCGGCCGGCCCCGGCCUGCGCCCCGCCGGGCUCUCAUGGUGCUCAAACCCGCUCCCCUCCCUCACGCCCUGCACUUUCGGACCAGGCCCCCGACUCCCACCCGACCCGACCCCGCCUGAGGGUGAGCGACUCCUGUACUGUAGGGGAAGAAGUGGGAACUGAAAUGGUAUUUUGUAAAAAAUAAAUAAAAUAAAAAAAUUUAAAGUUUAAAACAAAGAACUAUGAGGAAAAAGAAGCCCCUCCUCCCCAGCCCCAGCCAAUGUUACAAACCGGACUUUCAUCCCCAUUUCCCUCCCUGCUCCUGCCCGGCUUUAAGAAAAAAAAUCCAACUACCCGGGAGCUGACUUUCUCGGGGCUUCAUUUCCAGUUUCUUGGUUCUCUUCUCCCUGCUGGGGUUGCGGAGGGGUGGGGGUGACAGUCCCGCCCCUGCGCACUGCACUGUCUCUCUGCCCCAGGGGCAGAGGGGUCUUCCCAACCCUACCCCAAUUUUCGGUGAUUUUUGUGUGAGAAUAUUAAUAUUAAAAAAUAAAAGAAAACAAUCCUGUUUUGCUAAUGUGCUGGUGAUGGCUGGGCCCAGUACCGGGAGGAGGGCCUCCCGGCGUGAUUGAUGGGGAUGGGCUGCAGACCCCAGUGGGAGCCCCCCGGAGGCGCCUGUGGAAUGUCGGGAGCUCCGGGCUAUUCCUGGGGUGGGGGGGCCUAGUCCUGGAGCUGCAUUCCAGGAUAAGGGCGGUGGGGAGGCCAGGCCGGGGGAGGGGCAGGAAGGAGGACUAUAAGGGCUGUGGCCUGGGCGGCACAGUCAGCCAGGCCAUGGCGGACGCCUCCGGAGCGCAGAGACCUGUCCUCGGUGGUGGCCCCGAGCCCCGGGAUCCCCUAGACUGCUGGGCUUGCGCCGUCCUAGUAACAGCACAGAACCUGCUGGUGGCUGCCUUCAAUCUUCUCCUGCUGGUAAUAGUGCUGGGGACCAUCUUGCUACCUGCUGUCACCAUGCUGGGCUUCGGCUUCCUCUGCCACUCCCAGUUCCUGCGCUCCCAGGCACCCCCUUGCACCGCGCACCUUCGGGACCCGGGCUUCACAGCCCUGCUGGUCACCGGGUUCCUGCUCCUCGUGCCGCUCCUGGUGCUUGCCUUGGCCAGCUACCGCCGCCUCUGCCUGCGCCUUCGCCUGGCCGACUGCCUGGUACCCUACAGCCGAGCCCUCUACAGGCGGCGGCGCGCCCCACAGCCGCGGCUGGGCCGGGCCUUACCAGGGUCCCAAGCCCUUCCCAUACCAGGAAAGGUCUGGGUCUGAGGAGGGACGAACCCUGUCGGCUAGGUCCUGGUUGGCCUGAGGACUUGAAACUCUUGAGAUUCUCUGCCGUUGCCACCGCCCGUGCCCAUGCCAGGUCUUCAGAAUCCCUUUGGCAAGCAACAGUAUCUGUGGACCCAAUGCUGGUGAAGAUUCCCACGCCCCAGGAAAACCUACUUUACUCUCUGGGAAUCUGGACCACCUGGGCUGGCCCCUGCACAUCUUCCUCCCCCCUCUCUUAACGUGAGGACAACAACGGAAUUUGUGUCUUCCUUUUCGGGUGCAGCUCUAGUAUUUAUGGAGCUGAGCAGACAGAUCACACAUUAAUAAAGAACUUAUAAGCCGAA
This is a messenger RNA of Perognathus longimembris pacificus (Pacific pocket mouse), 1986 nucleotides long. RefSeq names its product transmembrane protein 88 (gene Tmem88). NCBI's taxonomy places the organism in Eukaryota, Metazoa, Chordata, Mammalia, Rodentia, Heteromyidae. Gene Ontology annotation, molecular function: PDZ domain binding. Gene Ontology annotation, biological process: negative regulation of canonical Wnt signaling pathway. Gene Ontology annotation, cellular component: plasma membrane. The transcript is spliced from 2 exons. The record is from RefSeq and is a predicted model, not a curated record. Bases 1163 to 1642 code for a protein of 159 amino acids.